Suillus fuscotomentosus is the source of this 942-nucleotide messenger RNA. RefSeq lists its product as uncharacterized. NCBI's taxonomy places the organism in Eukaryota, Fungi, Basidiomycota, Agaricomycetes, Boletales, Suillaceae. The transcript is spliced from 4 exons. The coding region runs from base 1 to 942 and encodes 313 amino acids. The record is from RefSeq and is a predicted model, not a curated record.
AUGAAACAUCGACAGCAGGCAAUUGCAUCAGUAUACAGAAGCUAUAUUUGUGAGAUUAGACGAUUGCCCCAUGCUUACCUUCGUCGAGUUUUCCGUCUGAAGGCAGAGGAUGGCUGUCGCGCUGCGCUGCUGACCAAAUGUAAUGAACGCAGGACGGGGAAGCUGAAGAGAACCAUACAACAACUCCGUGCUGCAAAUAAUGGCAACCACCAGGCCUUUAAUCGUAUCCUGGACCUUGCCUACGGACGAGUAGGUAGGCUGAGAUGGGAAUUGAUGGAGCCCUUACUAUCUGACCCAGACGUACCACUUCCUCCACCAAUCAUCCCCAGCAAAGAAUCCUCGCGCCCUCCCGUAUACUCCCAAGAGCUUACCGCACUUCUCACUUCGGGUCUGUCCCGCAGGAAGAGACCUUUGGUACCUGGCGACCUCAGCUUCCCGCCAAUACUUCCCGAACGUGCAGACCCUAAUUCAUCUGAUGCCCAGAUACUAGGUCCUUUUAGUAAGCGCCGGGAAGUAAACGCUCGCUGGAAGUACUUCGGACAAGAGUGGAAGAAAGUGCUCCCACCUCUCCAGAUCUCCGUUUUACCUUCUCGAAAAGUCGGUGACCAAGGCAGCGACUUGGGCACUCCGACUGCUGUCCGGAAAAUAGGCUUUGACGGUACCACUGUCCUUGAGGAGCUGGUUCAAUUAACAACAAAGCCGAAGAAUACAUCUGGUGCUUUCCUCCAAAGACGAUGGUUGCGUAGGAGAUACCAGGAAUUGUUGGGAAGGCUACCCAUCCUUACAUUCAUCUCAGCGCAAACCAAGAAGCCUGGCGGCUUCUCUGUGUCAUUGGCACCGAAUGCGCUGAGGGCACGUAGUCAAGGGAGAUCAUUAUCGUGCGCAACAGGCGAAGAUGUAGCAUGGAAUCAAAAAGCAUCCGGCGAGCAUGUAAGGCACUAG